GACUACGGCCUCGUCGCAAACGCUUCCAACGUGCUGGGAAACAGCAAAGAGAAAUGCUGCGAUGUGAAGAAGUGCGACACCUACAAGUGCCCCGACAACACAACGUGGGAACCAAACCCGAAGGCCGUGGUAGGCAGUACGAUCGAGCAGUGCUGCACCAAGAAGAUGUGCGACACCUACACGUGCAGCAAAGACAGCCUUCAGAAGACUCCAGUGAAGGGUCUCCAAGGCAGCACUGACGAGGAGUGCUGCGAAACGAAGUUCUGCACUGCGUGGACCUGCAGUGAUAAGACAAAGUGGGUCCACAAAUCGGCCCAGCACGGCAAGACAAACCUCGACCGCCGUGGCUUCUCCGAUGAGGAAUGCUGCGACGAGAAGUACUGCUUGGAGGAGAUUUGUGACCCUGCCACCCAGUGGAAAGGAAAAGAAGGCCUGGACAAGAUCCAGGGCAGCACCCAUGAGCAGUGCUGUGAGAAGAUCUUCUGCGACGACUUCGUGUGUGACACUGAUGUUAACGGCACUGGUGUCGGCACGCAGUGGUACAAGCGCGUGGACACGAACACCUACAAGUGGCAGGGAAGCACCAACGAGGAGUGCUGCAUGCCCAUCUACUGCAGCCAGUACACCACCAGCCAUCCUACCCGCUGGGUGAGGAAGAAGGACGCGAGCUUGCAUGGCAGCACCGACGUGGAGUGCUAUGAUCCGCUCUGGUGCUCUGAAUACUGCUGCGACAAGCAGUCAGGC
Molecule: messenger RNA, 744 nt
Organism: Symbiodinium necroappetens
Lineage: Eukaryota; Dinophyceae; Suessiales; Symbiodiniaceae
Source: the annotation of a GenBank genome assembly